AUGGCGGACAAGGAGAAGCGCCGGUCCGGGGUGACUCCUCCAGGGUUGUCCGAGGGGAAAGCCAACAAAUCGGACAGCGACAGGGACUUUCUGUCGCAGGCCGGAGUCGGAGAGCUGCUGCGCGGGGCCAUCCUGAAGAUGGUCGAGGCCAGGUCGGACGAUCCCAUCGGGUUUUUGGCCGACCACUUUUGCAACCUCGCCUCCGUGACAGAGACCACCGGCACAGCUGGAUGCGGCGAUGGGGAUCAUCUGAACAACGGCCCGAUGAGCGCAGGAGCGCCAGAGCAGCAGCAUCUCAACCGGGCGCUGUGGCACCUGCGGCUGGCGCACCACUCUCAGAGAUCUGCCUUCAGCAACAACGUCCGUGUAGCUUAUGACCUCCUAAACCUCACUGGCCCGCGUAAACGUCCAGACGAGGCUCCUGAUGGCACCUGCAUUGACAGCCCCACAGAAGCUGGAGGAGGAGGUGGAGGGGUAAGAGGAGGCCUCUACACACAGACUCUGCAGUGCCUGUGCAGUGAGGGUGGUGUCCCUGCCUCCACCUCUGCUCCGCUCCUCCGUCGCCUGCAUUGCCAAGACCACGAGGCUGUCCCUUAUGAUGUCUUUCGUCACGGUGUGGUCACGUGUGCAGUUUUCUCAGACUACAUCCGGCAGGCUCAGAGGCUUUAUGCUGAAGUGUGCUGCCCAGACGAAGGGCCUGCCUCACGGGCGUUGUGCCUGGCCGUCCUGGGGACCCUAAAGGAAGCCCUGGAAACAUCACAGGGCUGUGAUACAAACUGCUGUGUUAAUGCUAAUACUAAAGCCAAUUCCUGUCUGGAGACCAAUGUGAAGGCUAUUCGCUACCUGGAGGCCAGUGCCAAGAUCUCUCCAUACCAGCUGGCUCAGGCCAUGUCUGGAGCACAGACGUGGGGCCCGGGUGGCAACAUGGACGCAAAAGAGUUUGAGAAUGCAGCAGCAGAGCUCUUUAUCACUCGAGUAAAAGUUGUGUCCUAGCUUUUCUCUCCAUUUUCUCAUCAUUUAUAUAAGUGCAACACACUACAGUGUAUCCUAGAGUAAAUAAUUACCUUAUGUGCACCUUCUCUUACCUCUAACACAAAUCUACUGCUGCCCAAAGUGGCUGAUUGCUGCAAAACAGUUAUUGAA
Messenger RNA from Scomber japonicus (chub mackerel), 1143 nucleotides. It is a transcript of the gene tpgs1, whose product is annotated as tubulin polyglutamylase complex subunit 1. The transcript is spliced from 2 exons. Gene Ontology annotation, biological process: protein polyglutamylation. Gene Ontology annotation, molecular function: microtubule binding. The record is from RefSeq and is a predicted model, not a curated record. NCBI's taxonomy places the organism in Eukaryota, Metazoa, Chordata, Actinopteri, Scombriformes, Scombridae. The coding region runs from base 1 to 993 and encodes 330 amino acids.